Molecule: messenger RNA, 1733 nt
Organism: Zeugodacus cucurbitae (melon fly)
Lineage: Eukaryota; Metazoa; Arthropoda; Insecta; Diptera; Tephritidae
Product: trypsin-1
Exons: 2
Coding region: 163-1284 (373 amino acids)
Biological process (GO): proteolysis
Molecular function (GO): serine-type endopeptidase activity
Source: RefSeq, a predicted model, not a curated record
UAGUCUGCUGCUGCCCACGACAAACUGGCAAAGUAGCUUAAUUGCGGAGCGCUUUCGACGACGCUCACUUCUAGGCUCGACGCGCAUUCAUCGAGCAAACAGUUGCCGCACUUUGCUGCAUGUUAACGGUUCAUUAGAGUGAAGAAGGCUACCAAAUUUAAUAUGGCUUAUAAAUAUCAUUGGCUUGCCGCGCUCAUCCUAGUGCAUAUAUCCUUGCAUUUCGGCAGCGCCUCAGUUGUACCAGCCACCACAGCAACACCGUCUGCUUUGCGCCAGGAUAACAUUAUUGGCUGGAUCACUGCAAUAUUCCGUCCAAACACCACCGCAUCGCCAGCAACGUCCAGCACUACAACAACACCGAUGCGUGCUUGUCCGGCUUGCAAUUGUGGCAACAUCAACACCUUCCAUCGCAUUGUCGGUGGCAUGGACACCGAGGUGAAUGAGUAUCCUUGGAUGGCGAUGCUGAUGCGUCGCGGCGAUUUCUAUUGUGGCGGCGCGCUGAUUAAUGAUCAAUAUGUGCUAACGGCAGCGCAUUGUGUGCGUGGUUUCAAUAAACGUCAGAUCUCGGUGCGUCUACUCUCCCACAAUCGCACGGACGGCCGUGUGAGCACGAUUGAUCGCAAGCUCGAUAAGAUUAUAGUGCAUGAUGGUUACAGUACACGCAAUUUGGAUAAUGAUAUUGCUUUAUUACGUUUCACGGAACCGGUGGAGUUAAGUGAGCCGUUGCGUCCUGUUUGUCUCGCGGAGGCUGACAAGACCUACGAAGAUGAGUUGGCUGUAGUUACCGGUUGGGGCGCGGUUAAGGAGGGCGGUUUCAUAGCUGAUCGCUUGCAGGAAGUACAAGUGCCCGUCAUGUCGCAGGAGACCUGUCGCAAGAGUAAAUAUGGUUCUAGCCGCAUUACAGAUAAUAUGUUGUGCGCUGGUUAUGCUGAAGGUGGAAAGGACUCAUGUCAGGGUGACAGCGGUGGUCCGCUGCAUGUCGCCAAUAAUGCUACGAAGUCUUAUCAGCUCGCUGGUGUCGUGUCUUGGGGUGAGGGUUGUGCGCGUCCCAAUGCGCCAGGUGUUUACACGCGUGUCUCUCAGUAUUUGGAUUGGAUUGACGAGCGCACCGGCGAUUCUUGCAAAUGUCAGGCGGGUACUGGCGCUCCAGCCGGUGAUGCUAGUAGUACAACACAAGCUGCAGAAAUGGAAAACAGUGAGUCAAGUACUCAGAGUGCUGCAGAUCCUACGUCAAGCACUGCAGCUAGUGAGACUAGUAAUGAUCCUGAGACGUCGGGUUUGUAAGUUAAGGUUUUGUGUAGAGAGUAAACAUUUUUUUAUUUAAGGAACCGAAUAAGAGUGAGAAAGAGAGUAAAAUGAAGGAGCAAUUUUCGUACGGUUUAAUGCGGAGAGAUUAAUAUAUGGGCAUGAGAUCAUUAAUAUUUUAGAAUGGGAGUGACUUGAGAGUUAACUAGAAGAGGAAGAGAGGAAUACGGUGUAUAGAUUAAAAACGUGAGAAAUAUGAUCUAUAUUGAAUAAAUAAGAAAUUCUAAUCGGCAUUAGUUCGGAUGUUAGUACCAAUCUCUAUCCAUAGAGACUUGUUUCGCGAGAGAGAGAGAGAGAGAAGUUUUAACAUUAGUAUUUAUAAAAACUCCAUAUUAAUCUAAGCAUAUAUAAUAUUUAUUUAUUUGAUUAUUUAUAUUUUUAUUCGUUAAAUAUUAAAAAUUUGUUAUAAAAAUGUGUUUUAUAUAAAA